AUGUCUUCCAAGCUCCUCCUCGCCCUGGGCAGCAUCAUUUCCCUUGCGGCGUCCCUGCCCCACGCUACUCGCGAGUGCUCUCAAGCCGUGGCGCCGAACAUGAUAGCUCAUCCUCAACACUUCAACGUCUAUCAAUCCGCCACGCAACCGAACCACCCCACAGACAACGUCCCGCAUCUUGACUUGCACACCAACAUCACCCGCCAGGUUGUCAUUUUCACCGGUAUUCCGCCCUCGGCUACAACUUGCUCACUCGGCUGGCGCCAGGGGCCAAUUGAGACCCGCGUCUUCCGCGUCGACGGCAACGGCCUCGUCUCUUCGCGCCAGCUCAAGUCCGAUGGUUUCCCAACAUGGACCAAGGAAAGCGACGUGCUGAUCAACCCGACGACCAUUGCGCCAUUUCAAGAAGGCAGCAAGUUUUCGGCGGGCAUGGAUUUCACAUUCUGGGAUCAGCCUGACUUUUCCGCCCCGGCCACACACGGCGGCCCGAGUGUGAAGUGUGAGGAAAGAAUCGUCGUAGAGCUUGCGGUCAAUCUCGAUAAUGGGCAAGAUGGUCGUGUGUUCAUGCAGGAUGACGCCGAUAAUGGCCUAUACAUUUCAUACUCUUGA
Molecule: messenger RNA, 609 nt
Organism: Colletotrichum fioriniae
Lineage: Eukaryota; Fungi; Ascomycota; Sordariomycetes; Glomerellales; Glomerellaceae
Source: RefSeq, a predicted model, not a curated record